Molecule: messenger RNA, 228 nt
Organism: Rotaria sp. Silwood2
Lineage: Eukaryota; Metazoa; Rotifera; Eurotatoria; Philodinida; Philodinidae
Source: the annotation of a GenBank genome assembly
AUGGAUGAUCCUCCAAAUGCUGUCGAUAACAAAAUAAUGGAUCGCAUUCAUGGUUCGAUGAUUGGAAUGGCGUUGGGAGAUGCUGUUGGUGCUCACGUUGAGUUUCGACCUCGAAACUUUCUUGUUGAACAUCCAGUGACAGACCUAACAGGAGGUGGAACAUGGGGCCUAAAAAAAGGACAGGUAGUCUUCUAUUUAAAUAAAUUUUUUUAUCUUCCUAUCAAGUAA